Messenger RNA from Nothobranchius furzeri (turquoise killifish), 2701 nucleotides. It is a transcript of the gene ccnt2b, whose product is annotated as cyclin T2b. Lineage: Eukaryota; Metazoa; Chordata; Actinopteri; Cyprinodontiformes; Nothobranchiidae. Gene Ontology annotation, molecular function: cyclin-dependent protein serine/threonine kinase activator activity. The record is from RefSeq and is a predicted model, not a curated record. Gene Ontology annotation, biological process: regulation of transcription by RNA polymerase II; positive regulation of DNA-templated transcription, elongation. Gene Ontology annotation, cellular component: nucleus; cyclin/CDK positive transcription elongation factor complex.
GCUGCUCCUCGGGCCAGACCGGCUUCUCGGUGUCGUUUUUCCGGCGCUGCUGUCGGCUCGCUCCCUCCCGGUGCAAACACCGUCGGGUUUGGCCGUGGGAGCGUAAUGGCGGUGCACCGGGGACCCUCUACGAAAUGGCUUUUCUCCCGGGAGCAGCUGGAAAAUACGCCGUCUCGACGGUGCGGGAUCGAGGCCGACAGCGAGCUCUCUUACCGGCAGCAGGCCGCUAACCUGAUCCAGGACAUCGGCCAGAGACUCAACGUGUCUCAACUCAUCAUUAACACCGCUAUAGUUUAUAUGCACAGGUUCUACAUGAUCCAUUCUUUCAAAAAGUUCCAUAGAAAUAUCAUUUCCCAGACUACGUUAUUCCUGGCAGCCAAGGUUGAGGAGCAGCCCAGGAAGCUGGAGCAUGUCAUUAAAAUAGCUCAUGCCUUCAUUAACCCACAAGAGCCUGUCCUGGACACCAAGAGCAGCGCAUUCCAGCUGCUGGCACAAGAGCUCGUAGCCUUGGAAACAAUAGUGCUGCAAACGCUGGGUUUUGAGAUAACAGUUGAUCAUCCUCACACAGAUGUUGUGAAAUGUUCCCAACUAGUACGAGCAAGCAAGGAUUUGGCACAGACUUCCUAUUUCAUGGCUACCAACAGUUUGCACCUCACUACCUUCUGCCUUCAGUACAGGCCUACAGUUGUUGCCUGUGUCUGCAUUCACCUGGCCUGCAAAUGGUCCAACUGGGAGAUCCCGGUGUCCACAGAUGGAAAGCACUGGUGGGAGUAUGUGGACCGUACUGUAACGCUACACCUGUUAGAUGAGCUAACUCACGAGUUUCUACAAAUUCUGGAGAGGACUCCCAGCAAGCUGAAAAGGAUACGAAACUGGAGGGCUAUUCAAGCAGCUAAGAAACCAAAGACAGAUGGUCUGGCAGUGGAGGGUGCCUUCCAGGGGACGUUAGAAAGCCUUCCUGGUGUCACCAACUCCUUCUUCCCCUCCACGUCAGCAUCAGACUCUACUGAACUGUCCGCCCUGAACACCAUAUCAGCCCCUUACGCCUUGUACCAGCCCCUCAGCGAGCAGUCAAAGACUUGCGGCUACGACCAGUUCCCCCAGCAGUCCCACUCAGACUUCACACUGGUCAAACACAAACACAAAGCUUCAGCUGGGACCAGCGGCGAACACCAGCUACCUGGGUCAAAUGCUGCCAAUUUUUCACGGCCGCAAAAAGUCUUGACUCUUGAAAAGUACAGAGAGAAACACGCUGCCGAGCUGGUCAUACAGAACGGCAUAAAAGAGGAGUCGGGCACAGACGCGUACGCUGCUCCGGUGGUGACUUCCCACCACCACAAGAAACGCUCUCAGCAGCAGGCCGGCCAAUCAGGGAGGGACAAGGCCAGCUCUAAAAAGCCCCGACACGCACCCUCCUAUGCUGAGAACGGCUCCGCCACCAAUGAGGAGUUCAAAAUGCGAAUCAAGGUCUCAUCGGAGCAAGGCGGGGCUUUGUCUGGCAAAGACAAGCACAAAGAGCACGGCGGCCACCGCCACUCCAAACACUCUAAUUCCCUCUCCGGACACGGUCGAGGGACGAUGGACAAUGCCUCCUUUUCUGUUAGAGCUUCCAGCAGCCACUAUAACGACGGGAGCUCGUCCAGCUUGUCGCGUAAGAGGCAGCACUUGGACGCUGGCAGCCACAACCACCACCACUCGUCCAAGAGCAGCAGGUCCACCAAAGGAAGCUUGGGCUCGUCCCACUACUCGUCAGACAGCAGCCAGAGAGCGAUGGAGCACCACGAUGGAACAAAUGGUGUGCUGAUGUCCAACGGCCAACAUACCGACUACAAAAACACUUUUGACAUGUUGGACUCUUUACUAAGUGCCCAGGGAAUGAACUUGUAACUCUCAGAGUCCCUAGUGUCAUCUAGGAUAAUGUAUUAUCAUGUUUUAUAGAGUUUUAAAAUGAUUAUUUGUCUUAAGUUAUCUGAAUUUCUGCACCCCCGCAGUCGUGUCUACACACUGACGACUCUGGUGUAAUGGUCAGAUCUAGAGCCGUGUACUUCUGCUUAGCAAAGGAAAACAAGUAGGCGGAGUUUUAAUGAAGGUUUUAACACGAGGAGUAUUUUUAACGUGCACGUUGUUGGUCAAAGAAACAGAGACACAGCUACGACUCUGCAGCCAUUGUUGUUUUAAUUAAGUCAUUUUGUCUCGAAAAAACAAACAAAAAAAUCUCAGGUCUUAAAGUUUGUGUUUUUUAGGGAUGAGAGAUUAAAGGAUGGAUCUUCCAUCGUUCAGCAGCUGUGGAGAAGUACAUUUACACCCAGAGUGUCUGGAAACAGGGUCUGCUUUUAAAAAGUGCAUCAAUAGUUUUAAACGAACACAAGUCCGAUUCCAUUAGCUAGACCCAACGGUCCACCGGGCCAUGCUUCAGCCUAAUGAUUCAUUAUAGAACUACGUCUGCUGUGGAUGUGUAUUAAAGACAUAGCAGCCAAAAUUAAAGAAAACACCUUGUGAUUGUUCCUAGUCAAUCGCUGUUCAGUAUGAUAAAUGUUAUUUACUACCAGAAAAAAGAUCUAAAAUGAUGUAAAUAGGACUAGUUAACAUGGUUGGUCAUUGCAUCAGUCCUAUGUUGUAAUAGGAGAUCUAAAGCAGACUGUGUAUGAUGAACAUACCUGAUUUAUGUAUUUGGAGCCCAAAUAAAGAGACGUAAAAGGGA